Molecule: messenger RNA, 1149 nt
Organism: Cryptococcus wingfieldii CBS 7118
Lineage: Eukaryota; Fungi; Basidiomycota; Tremellomycetes; Tremellales; Cryptococcaceae
Product: rRNA biogenesis protein RRP36
Exons: 4
Coding region: 1-1149 (382 amino acids)
Biological process (GO): maturation of SSU-rRNA from tricistronic rRNA transcript (SSU-rRNA, 5.8S rRNA, LSU-rRNA)
Cellular component (GO): 90S preribosome; nucleolus
Source: RefSeq, a predicted model, not a curated record
AUGGCCAAAGCAUCCUCCUCGAAAUCACACACCCAGAGGGCACCAUCGAUAGAAGACGACUAUCUCCAAUCAGACUCUGAAGAAGACGAGUUUGCCCAAGGCUACGCUCCCGGUAUCGCUGAGCAGUACGACGACGACGAGGAGGACGAUGAUGAAGAUGACAUUGAAGACGAUAGUGAAGAAGAAGAGGGGGGUGCGAGGUGGGAGCCUGAUCAGUGGAACGAGGAUCAGGAUACUGCUUCAGAGAGCGAUGGUGGAAGUGAAGAAGAGAGCGAUGAUGAUAGUGCAGAGCUGGUGAACCUCAAAUCACUUCCCCUGGCGACUCUAGCCAAAGCUCAAAAAUCUCUGGGUCAGAAAGCAUCGUCUUCGUCUUCUACACAAUCGAAGGAAGAAAAGCUCGCCGCGGCCAAGGCCAAGCUAGCGCAACUUCAAAGGGGCAAGGGUAGAGGCGUAUCUGUUACAGACAGACCAGCUGGGCGUGUGAACAGAGAUGCGAGUGACAGUGAUGAUUCCGGACCGGAGAGCGCUGCUGCAGGCCGGAGUAACAAGCAUGCUCCCGCGGCUAUGAGCACCAAACGUCAGGUUACUCGUAAGCGUCAAGUCAUUGACGUUCCAAAACCUGAACGCCGCGAUCCCCGAUUCUCCUCCCUCUCUGCCGGGCACGCCAACGCCGACCUGCAUCACAAGUCCUACUCUUUCCUUCCAUCUCUUCUUAAAGAAGAGCUGGUGUCUUUAAAGGCACAGGUUGCGGCGGCGAAGAAGGCGGAAAAGCAGUGUUCGCUGAGAGACAAGCCGCAAAGAGUAGAGGAGAGAGAACGAUUGGAGGAGGAGAUGGGGAGGGUGAGGACGAGGUUGGCAAGGGGAGAGAAGGAAGAGCUGGAGAGAGAGACUUUGGCAAAGGCUAAAAAGGAAGAAAGAGAGAAACGAGAGUCGGGUAAAGGAGCGUGGUAUAUGAAGAAGGGCGAGAAGAGAGACCUCCUCCUCAAGGCCCGAUUCGAGGACCUCGAGAAAUCGGGGGGCAAAACAGCAGUCAAGAAACUUGUCGAGAGGAAGCGCAAGAAGAUUGCAGGCAAGGAGAAGAAGAGCAGGCCUUUUGCACCGGGGGGUGGGAGUGUCGGAGAGGGUGGGAAGAGGCGUCGGGUUGCAUGA